This is a messenger RNA of Vicia villosa (hairy vetch), 1976 nucleotides long. RefSeq lists its product as uncharacterized. The coding region runs from base 194 to 352 and encodes 52 amino acids. The record is from RefSeq and is a predicted model, not a curated record. NCBI's taxonomy places the organism in Eukaryota, Viridiplantae, Streptophyta, Magnoliopsida, Fabales, Fabaceae. The transcript has 2 exons.
GGGGUGUCGAGUACAUUCCUAGGGUGCCAGUAAUAAUUCUCGUUUGAUAGAGAGUUAGCAGUAUUGGGCUUUCUUUACAAGCCCAAUCGAGUUCUCAGCAAGGUGGUGCGAUGUUGUGAGAGUGACGCAGGCAGAAACGAGGGUGAAUUCUUCCGUAGCACCUUUCUUCUUCUGGUCCGAGUGAAGUGAGAAAAUGGAAUUGAAAAAAGUGAUAAAGGACAAGAAAUUCUGGUUUGCAUCUUUCCUCAUCACUUGGGCUGCAGCUCUCCAGGGACACAUGAUGUGGUUACAGCGCCAAGAUUCAUUCAAGCAAAAGUUUCCAGACAUUGAUGAUCAAACAAACCCCCAAUAAUCAAUCCUCAUAAUUUUAUUCUGUUGUAUUGUAUGUUUUCUUUCAUUUCUUCAAACAUUUUGUUACAUACUCUAUUGUAAAUCACAAACCCUAGUUACCAUUACGGAUCUCAAUCAAUUGGACAUUAUUAUUGUGUAAUAACAGGGGCUCUUGCCCCAACUUAUCUACAACUUUUUCCUGCUGAUUUGGUUCUAAUGCUAUAUAAAAGUAUGAUUUGAUAUAUUUAUUUGAAAUGUACUUUGGAGAUCAAUUAUGUCUCUACUGAAUACCAUAACACAGUGCUUUGUUUAUCAAAUUGGAUUUCCCCUGUUUGCUGGCAACGAAUUCAGAUUUACAUCCUAAGAUAGCUUAGCUCUAAUAGGGGUGUGCAAAUAAACCAACAACUCUUAUCCAAAUUAAUAAUUCUUUGGUACCCAUGAGUUUAAGUUGGGUACCAGUACCCUUAGUGCAAAAUAUAUUUAAAUUUUAAUUUAUUUAAAAAUAAAAUAAAUUAUAAAAAUGAUGUGGCAUUGAAUUCCACUAUUUGAUUGGUUGAAGGUACCGGUACCCAACUAAACUCAAGGGUACCGGAGUGUUCACCAUUUUAAAAAGGCGAGAUCAUUUUUCAACAAAAUUAAACCGAUCCAUUUAUGUACAAAACCAAUAAACCAGGACUCGUCUCAAUAAUUUGGUUUAGAAUUGGUUUCCCACUCAACUAACAUCAUACACCAUAAUCCUUUUUAAACGAUUGAUCAGCUGAAAAAAGUUAUACUAAUCUGAAUUUAUAAAAAACAACUUCAUUAACUAGUCUCGUUCCUUAGAACAUGUUUAGAGAAAGAAUCUCUCUUCUCUCUAAAAGUAGGGUUUUCCUCUUAGUGAGAGCCGCCCCGCCGCCUCCUCUCUUGUAGAGGCUCCUCCUCCAUCAUAAGAGCUAUUCACCGCCGAUAUGGUGGCAUUCUCCUCCUUAAUGGUGGUUCCCCCAUCUUCACUAUAAGUUAUCCUCCCUCAUUUCUCAUUUCUUCAAAACACUCAUCCAUAUUAGAUCAGGCAAUUUUCUUCCUCCACCCUCCACCAAACUUUUCCUUCUCUCUGCCAUCAGCCAUUAAUAUUUGAAACUCCAAAAUCAUUUCCACCAACUGAUGGGUCAAGUUGGUUUGGUCAUGAAAACCGGCCUCCACCAACAGAAGAUUUGAAUCUCCUGAAUUUAUGUGUGUGUGUGUGUGUGUGUGUUUCUGCAUUGGGUUCUAUUUUUAUGUUUGUGUUGUUGUGGUUGCUGGUGUUUCUUUUUGGCUUUGUUCUGUUGCGUGUUUUGUUCUUAAGUUUAGUUUGUUGUAAGAUUGUUCUUAAGAUGUUUGUUGAAAUGCCUCAGAGAAGUUUGGAAGAAGGAGAUGUGUUGAGGAAUGAGACUCUCUUUAGGGUUGUUGCAAAUCAAACAAAUCCUUUCAGUCAACAAUGGAUUCCACUACAAAGUGUGAGUUUAAUCAAUCUUGUGAGCCCGUAAUUGGAUAGACUUAAAGAUUGUGGUUUCGAAACUCACUUAGCUCUUGCGGAAGAAUGUUGUUUGGUUUAAGGAUUUGGAUUGGUACCUCCCUAUUGAUUUUGAAUUUCUCUAAGGUUUCUGAUGUCCAUAGCUUAUUUGGCUUAA